Messenger RNA from Dermochelys coriacea (leatherback sea turtle), 3073 nucleotides. Its product is annotated as semaphorin-3D-like. The record is from RefSeq and is a predicted model, not a curated record. The coding region runs from base 346 to 2589 and encodes 747 amino acids. Gene Ontology annotation, biological process: axon guidance; negative chemotaxis; neural crest cell migration. Gene Ontology annotation, molecular function: semaphorin receptor binding; chemorepellent activity. Lineage: Eukaryota; Metazoa; Chordata; Testudines; Dermochelyidae. The transcript is spliced from 18 exons.
ACUCUACAGCUUCCUUGUACAUUUCAGGUGCUUCUGCUUUGCCAGGGGCUAAUGCACUGGAGGCUGUUGAGCUUGAAACAGGAAAGCAGUGUAAGCAGACAGCACACUGUUAAAGGGACAGCAGCUCAUCAUCCGUAAAGUCAGCAGAGCCUGGAGGUGCUGGAAGCGGCACCAGAAUCUCUCCCAGCAGAACAUGCUCCCAGGAGGGAGGAGCAGCUUUUCCCUGCUGAGACAGGAGCCUCCGGCCAGAGAAUUCCACCAGCAUGUCAGCCCUGUCUUUAGCAGGCGGCACCUCUCCACUGCCCCUGCCCUGCUGACUUGGAUCUCCUCUGCUGAGCAUUGGGAAUGGCGGUGCCUGGAAACGAGGUGGUCCCUCGCCUUCGCCUCUCGUACAAAGCCCUGCUGAGAUCCAACAGCUCCCGCUUGUUGCUGGGCUCGGGGGAUGGGCUGGCCUUCCAGUCCUUCCUGGUGGAUGAGACCAGGGCGUGGCUGAUGGUGGGAUCCAAAAACCACAUUUUCCUGCUGCAUCUGGACAGGCCAAAUGAGGAGCCUCAGAAGGUUUUCUGGCCAGCCCGCAAGGAGCAGGUGGAGCGCUGCCGGCUCGCUGGGAAGAACGCAGAGACAGAAUGCGCCAAUUUCAUCCGGCUUCUCCAGCCGUUCAACAGGAGCCACGUGUUUGCCUGUGGGACUGGCUCCUACCAGCCCAUCUGUGCCUUCAUCCAGCUCGGAUCCAGGGCACAGGAGCCGGGGGGCUCCCCUAUACGGCUGGUGGCCAACUCCGUGGAAUCUGGGAGAGGCAAGUGUCCCUUCAGCCCCCACGAACCUUUCACUGGGCUACUCACAGACGGGGAGCUGUAUUCGGGCACCUCCAGCGACUUCAUGGGCAGCAGCGCCGCCUUCUUCCGGACCCGAGUUCACAAGGCUGCCCAGAACUACAUCCGGACAGAACAGAACCAAGAUCACUGGCUAAACGAGCCCGUGUUCAUCGGUGCCUACGUGAUUCCCGACACUCACAACGCCCACGAUGACAAGGUGUACGUCUUCCUCCGAGAGACGGCCCUGGAAGCCGGCCAGUGGGAGAGGCGGCGCAUCCAUGCCCGGGUGGCGCGCGUUUGCAAGAACGACGUCGGUGGGAAGCGCAGCCUGAUCAAUCGCUGGAGCACAUUCCUCAAGGCCCGGCUGGUCUGCUCCAUCCCAGGCCCCCAGGCCAGUGAGACACACUUCGACCAGCUCGAGGAUGUCUUCCUCCUCCGCACCCGGGACCCACAGAGCCCUCUCGUCUUCGGCCUCUUCACGGUCUCCAGCGGGAUCUUCAGUGGCUCUGCGGUGUGUGUCUACUCCAUGGCUGCCGUACGAGCUGCUUUCAGCGGGCCCUUCGCACACAAGGAAGGAGCUGACUACCACUGGGUGGAGUACAAGGGCCGGAUUCCCUACCCCCGCCCAGGGACAUGUCCCAGCGAAACAUACGACCCUCUUCUCCACUCCACCAAGGACUUCCCUGAUGACCUGAUAAGCUUCAUGCGCAACCACCAGCUGAUGUGGAGCCCUGUGUACCCCCUGGGCCGGAAGCCCAUCCUGGUGAGGGCCAAUGUGCCCUAUCGGCUCCGGCAGCUGCUGGUGGACAGGGUGGAGACGGAGUCUGGGCACUACGACGUUCUCUUUCUUGGAACAGAUGAAGGAAAAGUGCUGAAGGUGGGGCUCACCAGUGGGAGAGGCCAGGAUAGCGAGGAGAUCAGCCUGGAGGAAAUCAGUGUCUCUAAGGUGCCGUCUCCCAUCCUGGACAUGCAGUUCUCACCAAAGCGGCAGGAGCUGUUUGUGAGCAGCACCCAUGGGCUGGUCCAGCUCUCCCUGUACCGCUGCGAGCUCUACGGCAAAGACUGCGCUGACUGCUGCCUGGCCAGAGACCCCUACUGUACAUGGGACGGCAAGGGCUGCAGCCCCUACCGGCUGACUGAGAAGAGGCGAGCACGCUGCCAGGAUGCGCUGAAGGCUGACCCGGUCAGUCAGUGCCAGGACACCACAGCGGGGGUCACUGCAGCUGAGGAGAAACUGGUAUUUGGUGUGGAGAACAACUCGACCUUCCUCGAGUGCCUGGCACACUCUCCCCAAACUGCCAUUCGAUGGCUCGUGCAGCGCAGCAGGGAGGCAGCCCUGGAUGAGGUGAGGACCGGUGACCGCUUCUCUACCCUGGAGCAAGGGCUCCUGAUCCGCCAGCUGGCAAGAGAGGAUGCUGGGGUCUAUCAGUGCCAGGCAAUGGAGCGUGCCUUCUCCCGCCCCCUCACACACUACAGCCUUCGUGUCAUUGGUCACGAGGCCAUGGGGGCCAAACAGAGCAAGGGUGCCGAGGAAGGAGGUAGCCACCUGAGCGCCGUGCCCAAGCAGCUCCAGUACAAGGGCUACCCGCGGACCCUGGGGGCACCAGGCACCAGCUUGGACGAGUACUGCAAUGCGCUCCGGCACCAGGAGAGGCAGCGACAAAAGGCCUGGAACCCGAAGUGGCAGCAGCAUUCCUUGGAGAGCAAGAAGGGCCGAGCACGGAGGCAUCCCAACCCCCUGAAGCCAGCCAGAGCUGGGCUGAGACUAGUCUGAUCUCUGCACAGUGCCCUCUGUAGGGGGAGCAGGUCACUGAACCAGUCUCCAUUAGCCAGCCACGUCUCCAGAGCCAUUCUGAAUGCACAGCCCUGCACACAGGUGCAAGCUCAGCUCAGCCACUGCCAAGCUCUGCCUGCUGAGAGGCCCACAGACUCGUCAUGUACUACCUCAGCCGUGACACUGCCCUUUGCCAUCUCCUGGAGCCUGGGAUGGGCCAGCAGACAGUGCAGAUGCGCUCAGACACCCCCAGACCAAUGGGGCUGCUAAAUCCAAGAGGUGCUAGACCAGGGACUUUGCAGCCAUGGCCUGGAGCAAACUGUUUGGUUACUAGGCCGGCUGACAAAGACUGAUGUGACAUGAGGACUUUAAACUAUUUACAUACCAUGAAAUAUUUAUUCUCUGCAUUUUCCUUCUGUCAUUUUCUUAUUAUGCCUCUUGUUAUUAAUGAUAAAUACUGGAAAUUAAACAGAAGGGAAACCCA